Molecule: messenger RNA, 2655 nt
Organism: Dovyalis caffra
Lineage: Eukaryota; Viridiplantae; Streptophyta; Magnoliopsida; Malpighiales; Salicaceae
Source: the annotation of a GenBank genome assembly
AUGGAAAUUGAUCUGAACCAUCCAGUGACUGAGGUGGAGAAGAAUGCAUUUUGUACUAAUGGGGACUCUUCAUCUUCUUCAAACUCAACUUCUUCAAAUUCUUCUUCAUCUCCAGUUUCCUCUUCGAUUUACUUGGAGCUUUGGCAUGCUUGUGCUGGUCCUCUCACUUCUCUCCCUAAGAAAGGGAAUGUGGUUGUCUACUUCCCUCAAGGCCACUUGGAGCAGGUUGCCUCUUCCUCUCCUUUCUCUCCCAGGGACAUGCCCAACUUUGAUCUCCAGCCACAAAUAUUUUGCAAAGUUGUAAAUGUGCAGCUACUUGCCAAUAAGGAAAAUGAUGAGGUCUACACUCGACUUACUUUGCUUCCUCAACCAGAGUUGGUAGGACAGGAUUUAGAGGGCAAAGAGCUUCAAGAGAUAGGUGUAGAUGGAGAGGGUGACGGUGGAUCACCAACAAAAUCAACCCCACACAUGUUUUGCAAAACACUUACAGCUUCCGAUACUAGCACCCAUGGAGGGUUCUCUGUUCCUCGAAGAGCUGCCGAAGACUGUUUCCCUUCACUGGAUUAUAAACAGCAGAGACCCUCUCAAGAGCUUGUGGCCAAAGACCUGCAUGGAGUUGAGUGGAGAUUUCGUCAUAUUUACAGAGGUCAACCAAGAAGGCAUCUUCUUACUACCGGAUGGAGUAUUUUUGUUAGUCAAAAGAAUCUUGUUUCAGGGGAUGCAGUGCUAUUUCUGAGGUACGCAUCCUGGAUAAUGAUGCUGAAAGCAUUUUCCCCUCAUGUGGAGGGCGAAGAUGGAGAGUUGAGAUUGGGGAUCAGAAGAGCUAUUCGACCUAGAAAUGGUCUUCCUGAUUCUGUUACUGGCAAGCAGAAUUCAGUUCGCAGUGUUCUCUCACUGGUGGCUAAUGCAAUAUCCACCAGGAGUGUGUUCAAUGUUUCCUAUAGUCCAAGGUAUGCCAUUUCAGGUGGUGAAAUUGUGGCUUUGGUUCUUUACACUAAGGCCAGUCAUGCAGUGUUUGUUGUACCCUACCAAAAGUACAUAAGAAGCAUCACCAAUGCAGUUUGCAUGGGGACAAGAUUCAACAUGAGAUUUGAAAUGGAUGAUUCUCCUGAAAGAAGGUGUAGUGGUGUAGUAACUGGAACAGCUGACUUGGAUCCCUAUAAAUGGCCUAACUCAAAAUGGAGGUGCUUAAUGGCUUCUGCUACCUCAUUGUACCAAGCUGGUACCACAACGGUCAGAUGGGAUGACGAUAUCAUCAGUGAUCAUCAAGAACGACUUUCCCCAUGGGAAAUUGAUGCUUCCGUUUCACUCCCACCCUUGAGUAUUGAAUCUUCCCCAAGGUUGAAGAAACUGCGGACUGGUCUGCAGGCAGCCCCAGCUGAUAACCCCAUAGCUGGAGGUGGUGGGUUUUUGGACUUUGAAGAGUCUGUAAGAUCCUCUAAGGUCUUGCAAGGUCAAGAAAAUAUUGGUUUGGUAUCAGCCAUGUACGGAUGUGAUACUGCAAACCAUCCACUGGAUUUUGAGAUGCGGAAUACAGCACGGCAAAAUCUCAUUUUGACAGGAAUAGAGAAGGCUAAAAUCAAUGAGUUAACUAUAUCUCACCCUGCCACUUACACAGGAUUCACGGAAUCUGAUAGGUUUCCGAAGGUCUUGCAAGGUCAAGAAAUAUGUUCGUUGAGAUCCAUGGGUGCUUUGGGAAAGCCCAAUAUUGGAUGCAGUUCUUUCCAGAUGUAUCCAGAACCCAGACCAGCUUUCUAUCCUGUAGCAGCAGAAAGCCUUAGAAAUAUGUACUUUCCCUAUGGUGAUUUAUACAAACCUGGCCAAGAUCCCAGGAGACACUCUUAUGCAACUAUCUUCCCUGGAGAGAAUGUCCAUUUCAAUGCAUCUUCUAUUCAGACUUGUGUGGUUAGGGAAGAAGUUAGAAAGCCAAAUCAAUCAAACAAGCAUAAGAUACAAGAAAGUAUUUCUGCUUCACCGGCUUUAAGUGCAAAUCUAAGAAAUCAAAAGGAUGACUAUUUUAAUGGGAAUUCUACUGGUUGCAAACUUUUUGGGUUUUCCUUGAAUGCAGAAACAUCUCCAAAUUCGCAAAACACUGGUAAGAGGAGUUGCACAAAGGUUCACAAGCAAGGUAGCUUGGUUGGAAGAGCUAUUGAUCUCUCAAGACUGAAUGGAUACAGUGACCUCUUGAAUGAACUAGAGAUACUAUUUAGCAUGGAGGGUCUUUUACAAAAUCCUGAGGAAGGAUGGCGGAUCUUGUACACUGACAGUGAGAAUGAUGUAAUGGUUGUCGGAGAUGACCCAUGGCAUGAGUUCUGUAAUGUGGUAACCAAGAUCCAUAUCUAUACCCAAGAAGAAGUGGAGAAGAUGACCAUUGGAAUUAUUGGGGACGAUACUCAAAGUUGUUUGGAUCAGGCACCUGUGAUUAUAGAAGCAUCCAAGUCUUCCUCAGUGGGCCAGCCAGACUGUUCGCCAACAUUCAGUAGUGAAUGGAACUUAUUGAAGCUUAGGACUUCUAUGCCUUUCUUGGCGUCUCUAUGUAAGGAUGGUGAAUUGAUGAUUGAAGUUUGUUUAGGUAUGAACUUUCAACGUUGGCUUGAGGAAAUAUGGAAUAGACUUGUACCUAAUGCAGUUUCGGAGUUGAAUGCAUCAUGGUAG